Messenger RNA from Lasiosphaeria miniovina, 661 nucleotides. Its product is annotated as Endoribonuclease L-PSP/chorismate mutase-like protein. The record is from RefSeq and is a predicted model, not a curated record. Bases 155 to 577 code for a protein of 140 amino acids. The transcript has 2 exons. NCBI's taxonomy places the organism in Eukaryota, Fungi, Ascomycota, Sordariomycetes, Sordariales, Lasiosphaeriaceae.
CAUUGGCAUUAUACGGCCCCCAUGCACUGCGGCCUAGUGAACAGAUGAGCAAGAGAGGCCAUAUCUUUCUGUUUUCAGCAUAUAAAUAAAUCAUCAAAACGUAUAUACUUGACAUAGGCCACCGCCUACGCAAGACGGCAUACAAACCGAAGACAUGGCAUCACGGAAACUCAUCAGCUCCGGAUCGCCUUUCGAGUCCAAGAUCGGUUACUCGAGGGCCGUGGUGAGCGGCGAGUUUGUGUUUGUGUCAGGGUGCACCGGAUACGACUACAAGACUGGCAGCAUAUCCGACGACGUGGUCGAGCAGGCCGAGCAGUCCAUGAAGAACAUUGCGCUGGCCCUGUCCGAGGCCGGAGCCUCUUUGAAGGACAUUGUGAGGGUCCGGUACAUCCUGCCAGACCGCGCCGACUUCGCCAGCACCUGGCCGGUGCUGCAGAAGUGGCUGCGCGACAUACGCCCCGCGGCUACCAUGAUCCAGGCCGGGCUGAUGGAAGAGAUUAUGAAGAUUGAGAUCGAGGUGACGGCGAGGAAGACGGAGCAAACGACGCCCGAGGCAGACUUGUCCAGCUGGCUGUGAUUGACAGGAAAUGGAGUGCGCCAGUGAGGGAGUGAAGUAGACGUUGCCUACCAAUUACUAUAAAUUCAAUUACCUUAGUCAUCU